Synchiropus splendidus (mandarinfish) is the source of this 1816-nucleotide messenger RNA. It is a transcript of the gene lck, whose product is annotated as LCK proto-oncogene, Src family tyrosine kinase. Gene Ontology annotation, biological process: innate immune response; protein phosphorylation; B cell receptor signaling pathway. The coding region runs from base 153 to 1664 and encodes 503 amino acids. Gene Ontology annotation, cellular component: extrinsic component of cytoplasmic side of plasma membrane. Gene Ontology annotation, molecular function: signaling receptor binding; non-membrane spanning protein tyrosine kinase activity; ATP binding. The transcript is spliced from 13 exons. Lineage: Eukaryota; Metazoa; Chordata; Actinopteri; Syngnathiformes; Callionymidae. The record is from RefSeq and is a predicted model, not a curated record.
GUAAGUCAUGAAAACCCCAUGAUAAUAUUUCUGCACCUUGACACCAGCAGCGAACAUUGACAGAAAAAAGUUUUAGUCUGAAAAAACACGGUUUCUAUGGCGAUGCUGAGAAUUUGUGCUUAAAGACGCCUUUUAAGUUUUAAAGAUAGAAAAUGGGAUGCAACUGCAGCUCAGAUUAUUCAGAGAGCGACUGGAUCGAGAACCUGGAUGAGAUGUGUGAGCACUGCAACUGUACGGUCCCUCCUCAGAUGUGCAACCAGUACACAGAACAGCUGAUUCCUUAUCCGUCCCAGCCAUCACCCCCGAACAGCCCACUACCAGAAAAUGUUGCAGUGGCCAUGUUCACCUACGAACCCCAACAUGACGAUGACCUGGGAUUUGAGAAAGGAGAAAAACUCAAGAUCAUCAACAAGGAUGACGCAGAGUGGUACAUGGCGCAGUCACUCAUCUCGGGGCGGCAAGGUUAUAUCCCCUUCAACUUUAUAGCGAUGAACACAGUAGAGACUGAGGCAUGGUUUUUUAAGAAUAUAUCUCGUAACGAUGCUAUGAGGCUCCUCCUGGCCCCUGGGAACACGCAGGGGUCCUUUAUGGUCCGGGAAAGUGAAACUAGCCCAGGGUCGUACUCCUUGUCCAUCAGGGACUUGGACCAUAACACAGGAGAGGGAGUUAAGCACUACAGGAUCAGAAACAUGGAUAAUGGAGGCUUCUACAUCACCACCAAGAUCUCCUUCAGCUCUUUGAAGGAGCUGGUCAAGCAUUACUCUCGUGAUUCUGACGGAUUGUGCACCAAACUGGUGAAGCCGUGUCAGUCCCGGGCUCCACAGAAGCCCUGGUGGCAGGAUGAGUGGGAGAUUCCACGAGAGUCCCUGAAGUUGGUGCGUCGACUCGGGGCCGGCCAGUUUGGAGAAGUCUGGAUGGGCAUCUUCAACAAUGAGAGGAAGGUGGCAGUGAAGAAUCUGAAGAUGGGCACCAUGUCUGUGGAAGCUUUCCUGGAUGAAGCCAACAUGAUGAAGAACCUUCAACAUCCUCGGCUGGUCCGACUCUUCGCUGUGGUCACACAGGAACCCAUCUACAUCAUCACGGAAUACAUGGAGAACGGAAGUCUGGUGGAUUAUUUGAAGACAACAGCAGGAAGCUCUUUGUCCAUGAACACGCUGAUAGACAUGUCUUCUCAGGUGGCUGAUGGAAUGGCUUUCCUAGAGGCGAAGAACUACAUUCAUCGUGACCUGAGGGCGGCAAAUAUUUUGGUAUCUCACGAACUCAUCUGUAAAAUCGCUGACUUCGGACUGGCCAGACUCAUUGUGGACAACGAAUACACAGCUAGAGAGGGCGCCAAGUUUCCGAUCAAGUGGACAGCUCCAGAGGCUAUUAACUAUGGGACCUUUUCCAUCAAAUCAGACGUUUGGUCGUUUGGGAUUCUGCUGACGGAAGUUGUGACGUACGGACGCAUUCCAUACCCAGGGAUGUCCAACCCGGAGGUGAUGCAGAACCUGGAGCGUGGCUACAGGAUGCCGAAGCCAGAGAACUGUUCAGAUGGUCUUUACAAUAUCAUGUUACUGUGCUGGAGGGAAAACCCAGAUGACCGGCCCACAUUUGAGUACCUGAGGAGUGUUCUAGAGGACUUCUUCACUGCCACGGAGCGGCAGUACCAAGAUGACCCCUGAGAGAUGCACCAAGAGAGACUAUAAAAUACUAAAGAGCUGGAUGCUGAUUUUAAUACUUAGAUUAACUAUGUAAUAUGCUUUGGCAAUGUUUGCAUUUGAAUAAAUGAAUCUGAAUGUUUGGUACAUAAUAAUGGUCUUGUGUUUUUCAAUAA